AUGGGUACUUGUAGCUAAGGAUAGAAUAUUGAGAAUAAUAAAGGAAAUGAUAGAACAAUAACGAAGUUAGUGGGGUAUUUUUACAGUAUUCCAAUGCAACAACAUCCAGACAUUGAUAGUUUGGUAAUUACAAAAUUAGAGAGAUAAAAAAUAAUUUCAAGAGGAUUAAGUAAGAAUCUCAUUGAAGAAAUCGUAUUCUUUCUAAAUUCUCGAAAGAUAAGGAAUAGUGAAUAAGACAAUUUACUUGAUCAUUUUAAUUAUGUAUACAACUAAUCAUUUAAGAAAAUGAAUGACUUUAAUACAAACCUGGGGAAAAUGAUAUUGAUUGUAAAACUUUUAUAAUAAGAUAUGUAAGACCACCAUCGAAGUCUUAUUAUGUUUUAAGUCUCUUGAAAUGGGAGAGUUGACUCCAGUAGAUGUAUGGUGGGUAGAAGAUCAUUUUUUAUGGAGGUAUUGCCAAUUAUAAGAUCAGUAUAAAGUAGAAUAUGACAAUUUUUUGGAUUUCAAUUAUCUAAUCAAAUUUAUGUAUCUUUUAAAGGAGUGCACAAGAAUUGAAUUGAAAAAGAUGAAUUUUGAAUUAAAAUAAUUGAUCAGUUCCAUAAAGACUGAACAUUAAUAAUUAUAAUAAGAAAUCCCAAACACAGCUAGAACUGUAGAUAGUUUUAGACCAUAACAAAAAAGAUUAGAUACAUUUUGA
Paramecium pentaurelia is the source of this 697-nucleotide messenger RNA. The record is from the annotation of a GenBank genome assembly. Lineage: Eukaryota; Ciliophora; Oligohymenophorea; Peniculida; Parameciidae.